Messenger RNA from Naegleria lovaniensis, 1890 nucleotides. RefSeq lists its product as uncharacterized. Gene Ontology annotation, molecular function: UDP-glycosyltransferase activity. The coding region runs from base 1 to 1890 and encodes 629 amino acids. The record is from RefSeq and is a predicted model, not a curated record. NCBI's taxonomy places the organism in Eukaryota, Heterolobosea, Eutetramitea, Acrasida, Naegleriidae. The transcript has a single exon.
AUGCAGCGUUUUAUCACAACACUUGUCGUGAUAUGGCUCAUUGUCUCGACGAUCCUUUCUCUUACGCUAGCAUCUCCAACUCCAUUCACCCUCACCUCUUCUUCUAUACAACACAAACAAGAACAACCACUAGGCUUCAAGAAUAUUCUCGUUUUAUGUUUACCAUUUGCGGGACAUGUUACCCCUCACAUUGAAUUAGUAGAAAGUCUUGCAUACAGAGAAAAGAUUGGAAAUAUUACCUUUGCAAAUGUGGAACUUGCAAAGCCGUUCAUCAGAAACCUUGAAGAUAAGAAGAACGCUGUACGAAUGAGUCAAGACGAUGCUAGUCAUCCAUUUACUAAAAUUCACAUUCACUACUUGAAUGACAAAAAUUUGGAUUUCAACACUCCUACAAAAUAUGAACAAAUCACAACAGAGAUGGACUCGCUACCAGACGAUAAGGUGCGAGAGAUCAUGAUCAAUCGAUUGCUAGCUCCUUACCAAAAACUACUACUAGAUCAAUUGGAAGUUGUUGAGGUCCAUGAGGGAAGUGUUUUGAGAGUACUUGCAUUUGGUACGCAAGCAGCAUUGUCUACUACUGAACACAUCAAAAGAUUUAUCAGAAUUAAGGAAGAUCCCUCUCAAACGUUAUUUGAGUAUGUUGUGGUUGACAAUUUUCUCACAGGUAUUGCUGCCGUUGUCGCCAGAUAUAAUGUAGCCUGUACCAAAAUUUUCAGUUCCAUAAUGAACGACCCAUUGAGACAUCCAACGCUUAAUGCUCCAAAACUAGAGUAUUUUACGCAUUUUAGACACAGAUUACAAAUACCCAUGUUUAUCAAGAAAGAUCUUGCAAUUUUUAACCAAAUCAGGAGUGAAAUUGGUGCUAAUUACUUUGAUAUUAAUGAUGUCAAAUCAAGUGAUGUCAAGUGUGCUAGAAUUCAAACAAGUAGUUUAGGACUAAAUUAUGCUUCAUCAAGUACACAACAACCAAAUUCGUUCCUCGUGGGAGCUUUUAUUAGCCAGAAGAAUUUGCAAGCAGAAAUUAACAAACUCAAUCGUAUGUCUCUUGAUGCCGACAAUAAGGAAUAUUAUAGGAUUGUUGAGUGGAUGAAUAGCCAAAAUGAAAUACUGUUGGCCAUAUUCGGAUCGACCAUGAAACUCAAGGAAUUCGAAUUGAAAGAGCUGUUGGAGGCGUUUAAUAAUUCUUUAAGACAAACUACACUUUCGAUCGUGCUGGCACUUGGAUCCACAAACUUGAUGCAUUUCAACAAAUUACAGCAUUCUCACCCAUUACUCAUUGAUGCGUUAUUAUCUCAUCCAAGAUUCAAGUUACUUACAAGCUUUGUACCACAAAAAGCUCUUCUCUCUUUUGAAAAUGUGAAAGUUAUGAUCACUCAUUGUGGAGCCGGUAGUGUUAAUGAAGCCAUAUAUUUUGGAAAACGCUUGAUUGGCAUUCCCUAUGAUUAUGACCAAUUUAGAGUAGCUAAUAUGAUUCAAGAGACCAGAGUUGGUGUUUCAAUCAUUACCUCCAAAGAUGAAAAGGGAAAAUGGGCUGCUGAUACUGUAUAUGAAGCUAUUAUCACUUUGCUUUACUCGAAUGAAAGCAAUAACUUCAGACAACAAGUUCACAAAAUGCAAACUUUAUCAAGGUAUGCUGGUGGAGUUGAACGAGCAGCUGAAAUUAUUGAGAUGAUGACACAACUCGAAGGCGAUUUAUCUUGGGCUAUUGUUGACAAACAUUUGACUUGGUAUCAAUUCUUUUUCAUUGAUGUCAUUGGAUUUUAUCUUGCAGUGGUGAUAUCUUUGAUAGUUGGAGGUUGUAAAUUAGGGUUUCAUUGUUGUAAUAAGAAAACUUCUUUGAAGAGACACAAUAUGCCCUAUUAUUAUAACUAUGAAAAUCUAUCUAAGUGA